This is a messenger RNA of Anopheles nili, 2357 nucleotides long. RefSeq lists its product as uncharacterized. Lineage: Eukaryota; Metazoa; Arthropoda; Insecta; Diptera; Culicidae. The transcript has 6 exons. Bases 57 to 1013 code for a protein of 318 amino acids. The record is from RefSeq and is a predicted model, not a curated record.
CCCCAUUUGGCCCGAAGGACACGAAGGACUCAUCACACGGCACACGGCGCUACAGGAUGAGGAUUAGGCGGAGCGUGAAUAUUAGCAACGGCAGUGUCUUUCAUCUAGCGCUUGUCACUAUGGCAGCGCUCGUGCGGCAGGUCAUAACCGAGGACUGUGGGCAGGAGGAGCUGGUACAGUGCACGAGACCCCUGCAAGUUCUGUCCACUACAUCGGAGCUGUCGUUCGUUACCAAGAAGGAGGAGCUGGAUAAACUUUGCCCCGAUCUACACACCGGUCUGCACUGUAUACGGAGCUACACCAGACGCUGCAUGAAUAUUCAUCAGAGAGAACACUUCAACAAACUCUACCACGGCACUAAUGAAGUGAUACACGAGCUCUGCGAGGAAGGACCUUAUCAGGAAGACUUUCUUAGACAUGCACCAUGCAUGCGGCACGUGAAAAAGGACUAUGAGGUCUGCGCGACCCGGUACCAGAGCACGAUGGCGAAAAUCGGCCAGACAGUGGCAACCACGACGACGACGACGACGUCCUACCAGCUGUACGGCGGCCCGACAAUGGCCACACAUCCGGCGGCUGUCCUCAGCAGCGGCCAAUACCACGCCGGUGACACGAGUCAGCACCAGCAUCACCAUCGCCGACAGCAACACGACCAUCCGGCCAGGAGCCAUCCCAACAGCACCAAGUCCAUCGAGGACGCCGAAGAGGAGCGGCUUCAAACAGUUUGCUGUGCCUUCCAGAAGUACAUGCAGUGUUCGGAGUUUACGGUGCGGCAUGCCUGCGGCGACGAGACGGCGCUUUUCACGCGCAAAUUCCUCGACAAGAUGUCCAACACGCUGAUGCGGAUGCACUGCGUCGAUUACACGCCGGAAAGUGGCAAAUGCCGGGAUUACUUCAGCUCGAGCGCAAUCCGACCGGGCACGGUACGGUGGGGCUCACCGGCCACGGUUCUCGUAGGGCUUGCGGUCGCGAACACCCUUCUGGCCAGGCACUGGACGGGGCGGUUUAUUUAAUCGCCCACCGGGUCCCGAUCACCCGGUUACAGAAUCGCGCUGACGGAAGACGCGCCCCAUUAACAGCUACAUCGGAAUUCACCGGUUUGCGGGUGGAACAAUGCAGCUAGAGCUUGGAUGAACACGUGUCGCAAACAAACAAACAAAAAAAUGGCGGCCAAUCGAGCGGAAGGACCCGUUUAGCGCGAAAGUCGAGAUGAACGUUGCGGACAAAAUGCAAAAUGAAAUGGAGCAAGUGGUGUACAUCCCUGGCGCUAAAAAAAAGGCGCGCCACACUAUUUGUUACAAGCGAUUGAGCACACGUGGAGCUGCAGGUGAGGUGUGUAGAAAAAAACCAAAAAUAGCGCAAAUUGUACAGCCAGGUGGGAAUGGUGUGGUGAGAAAAUAGGAAAAAUUACAAUCCUCCCAAAACGUCCCGAUGGCACAGCGGCUCGACCUAAAGAAAAUGCAUCCCAUUUCCACGGCUCGCUCGUUCUCAUUUUGGUUUGUUUCGGUUGUGGAGUGAGUGGUAUGCUUUUCCUUUUCGUUUUGGGAAGACGAUAAAGUAAGGAAUGCAUAACUAGAGAUGAAAAAAAAACAACAAAAAAUAGAGAGCAUUAAAGAGAGGACCUAUUAACUAUUGUUGCAAUUGAUUAUUCCUUAAAAUAAUGCCUUCACUAACACGACAAAGCGAAUAUAAUCUUAAGAAGGGUAAUGUGCGUUACGAACAAAAUAGAAAGAAAUGGAUAGGAUUAAUCCACGCGAAAGGUGGAAAAAAAAAGAAAUUCAAAAAGCGAAACCAUUGAGCUCAAAUCGAUCGAUCUUUCGCAGGAGGGAGACCAACAUUAACUCUUCCGCUUGUCUUGCGUCCCCAUCUGCAAUCGGGUUUGUUUUCCCUUGUUUGCUUUUCCUUCGCAUGACCAUUUAACACUAUUUAUUGGUAGCAAAUAUUUAAACACCGAACGAAUUGCCAUCGAACGCUAUCUGCAAAGUCGCUGCUUUACUCUUACUAAACCACUCUUAGCUUAGCGUGAGCUGGCGAACCAAUUUGUUACUUCUUACCUUCAAAUAGUAUUGAAUCCCUGGGAAGAAGGGUUGAAAGAGUGGAAGGAUGAAAGGGGGUGGGUGUGGAUGUAUUAGGGCGGUAAGAUGGUGGCCGGUCAACCGGCGGACGCGUGCAUGAGUGUAUAGAAGCUAGGAAUCGUACGUGUGAGUGGGAGCUGUUUGUAGUGGAUUAGUGAAAAUUUACUAAAAUUAUUAACAAAGGAAAAGAGCGAUACGAAGCACAUGCGCUACAAUAAAGAAGCAACGGUGAAUGAAAAGAACGACAUUGAAUAAAGGUAUCAAAAAUUGUACACUAUCAAA